Camelina sativa (false flax) is the source of this 333-nucleotide messenger RNA. NCBI's taxonomy places the organism in Eukaryota, Viridiplantae, Streptophyta, Magnoliopsida, Brassicales, Brassicaceae. The record is from RefSeq and is a predicted model, not a curated record.
GAAUAUGAAGAGUCUGGUGGUCCUGUAGAUAUCGUCACUUGUGAUCUAUCCGAAGAUGACUCAAACAGAAAGUAUGCUCUUCAUCAGGCUGAGAAUGUAGAAAGUGAGUAUAAAGUUUCACUGAGUAAUCCUGGAGAAGCUCCUUCAGAUCCAACAGGGUCCUCAAAUGACCAGGAACCUGAACAUCCUCAACGCCCUUCCUCAUGGGUGGAAGAUGCACUUAUCGAACUUUAUUUGGCUGGUUAUAAACAAGAGCCCAGUUAUUCCAGCUAUAAGAUGACUUCAGGGGAAAGUACUCAGGAUCAUCAUAUGUUGUCAGCUAAUGGUCUUUGC